AGGUUAAAGCAAAAAGGUGCCACCGCACGGGAGAUAAAAAAAAGGGGGCGCUCACUACCCUCCCCGACACCUCUUCGAGUGGUAUUUGACGAAGAAUCGCCACAACCACUACGGUAAUACUACCGCUCUGCGAGACAGCACCCGCCGUUAUCCACGGAGAAAGACGCAAGCAACAAGACGUGGGGGUAUCUUCUGCGACGGUGUAUUUAUUGGCAUUACCAAGAGCUGUGUAUUUUUUUUUUCUCUUUGCCUUUGGUUUGGCUCUGCAAACACCCUACGCAUCCCUACCUGCUGCUGCUGCUUCUUGGUGUGAAACCUGUGGUCGACCCUCCCUCCGCAACAUCCUCCGCCCUGGAAUCAAUCGCCCUGAGUUGGAUUACCCGUUCCUCCCCGAAGGAGAUACCAACCCCGGCCUCUCAUUAUUUCUGGCAUCCCUAAUCGCAUCGAGAUCAACUCGGCGGCCGAAAUCGGACUCAAUCGUUUUCCAACUCAACAGAUGAGUGCCAGCUUCCCGGUGGUGUCCGCUCGUUGGCUGGCGGCUGCGCUGCUCGCGUGCUCGUUGGUGGCGCUGACGCAGCCCGGCGGCUGCGCGGCGCGCAUCCUGCACAAGCGCUCCUUCGUCGAGCUCGGCUGCCGGGGAAACUUCGAGCAGUCGUACCUGGCCCGCCUGGAGCGAGUCUGCGAAGAGUGCUACCAGCUGUACCGCGAGCCGCAGGUCUACAACCUGUGCAGGGGCAGCUGUUUCAAGAACGAAAACUUUGACCUGUGCGCCGACGCCCUGCUUCUGAAAGACGAAAUGACUGACCUGCGACGCAUGAUCAACUACGUCUACGGAUGAUCCCGGACUCCCAGAGAACGCAUCCAGCGCCGCGCUCCACGGGAGGCAGUCAGGGAGGGAGGAGGAGAGGCCGAGACAGAGUGUUCUUCCUCGUAGAGACUGGAACAAGAGAGAGAGAGAGAGAGAGAGAGACUAGAAAGAGAGUACAACUUAGGGAUAAGAUAGCAAAGAGAGGGAGAGAGAAAAAAUACUCAGCCUUCCUCUCUGACUCCUUCUAACGAUA
Rhipicephalus microplus (southern cattle tick) is the source of this 1061-nucleotide messenger RNA. RefSeq names its product crustacean hyperglycemic hormone. Gene Ontology annotation, molecular function: neuropeptide hormone activity. Gene Ontology annotation, biological process: circadian rhythm. Gene Ontology annotation, cellular component: extracellular region. The record is from RefSeq and is a predicted model, not a curated record. Lineage: Eukaryota; Metazoa; Arthropoda; Arachnida; Ixodida; Ixodidae.